Messenger RNA from Eleginops maclovinus (Patagonian blennie), 2970 nucleotides. It is a transcript of the gene traf5, whose product is annotated as Tnf receptor-associated factor 5. Gene Ontology annotation, molecular function: thioesterase binding; zinc ion binding. Gene Ontology annotation, biological process: regulation of apoptotic process; protein K63-linked ubiquitination; tumor necrosis factor-mediated signaling pathway. Lineage: Eukaryota; Metazoa; Chordata; Actinopteri; Perciformes; Eleginopidae. Bases 212 to 1924 code for a protein of 570 amino acids. The record is from RefSeq and is a predicted model, not a curated record. The transcript has 11 exons.
UUUUACUUUGUCCCUAUGGUAUUCACUCUGUAGCAAUAAGAGCAGGUUGUUGACGUUGAGUCACUUCCUGGUGUUUUAAUUUCCUCUUCCGCUGCCGCUGCUGUAUGGACGCUAUAAUCGAUGAUGAUCCGAAAUAUGAAUGUGCAGUGACAGACAGGCUGCAGUGUGAUGUGUUCCAGGGACUUCACUGGUGUUUCACAGACUGAGACUCAUGGCGACAGCAGACUCAAAGCUGGGUGGAUCCGAGGAGUCCAGUUUGGAGUCAGUGAGGAGGUCGGAGGAGUCUAAGCUGAGCUCCUGGGAGUUGGAGCUGCCCUCCAUCCAGCACUCCCUGAAGUUUGUGUUGGCGCUGAAGGACGAGUUUGUUUGUCCGCUCUGCAGAGGAGUGGUGCUGAACCCCCAGCAGAACUCCUGCGGACACAUCUUCUGCCUUCUCUGCAUCCAACGACUGCUAGAUAUUUCAUCCCCGUCCAGCCCGGUUUGUCCCGUAGACGGAGCUGUGAUCACACCAUCUGAGGUUUUCCAGGACAACUGCUGCAAAAGAGAAAUCUCCAGUUUAGAAGUGUACUGCACCAACUCCCCAGCAUGCACCUCUGUCGUCACAUUACGCCACCUGCAGCAUCACCUGAGGUCCUGUCAGUAUGAGCUGCUGCACUGCAGCAACCCAAGCUGCAGGGAGGUGCUGCAGAGGAGACACCUGCAGGAUCACCUGACACACACCUGUCCCCACCGCCUGGAGCCCUGCACACACUGCCAGCAGCCACAGAGACUCAGCCUCAUCCAGGUUCAUGUGGAGAGCUCCUGUCCUAAGGUGGAGGUGGACUGUCCCUACAGCUGCUCCCUGAAGGUUCCCAGACACAUGCUGACAGAGCACAGAGACUCGUGUCCUGAGCUCCACGUUGACUGCUCCUAUAAGAAGUUCGGCUGCUCGGUGCAGGGUAAGAGAGGCAGGGUGAAGCUGCAUGAAGACGCUGCCGUCAGUCAUCACAUGCUGCUCGUCCUGAGGAGCAACACACACCUGGAGCAACAGGUGGAGGUCCUCCAGGAGACGGCGCUGCUCCGGCAGAACGAGGUGCAGACAGACAGCGUGCUGCUCGCUGGUCUGCAGAAGAAAAUCCGACCGCUGCUGCAACACAACAGCAGCCAGGACCACAUCGUCUCUGCAGUGCAGAGGACACUGAGCAGGCAGGAGGACGUCCUGUCCACGGUGCAGCUGGACGUGCAGCAGAUAUCUCGGGGUCUCGGUUCUGGUCUGCAGGAGCUGGAAGAUCUCAGGAAGUCUCUGGAUGCUGUGAUCCAGAAAGUGUCGGCAGCCGAGGCCCUCAGAGAACACAUGGGCACUUUGGAGGAGAAUCUGAAGCGUCAGUCGGGUCUCCUGGAUAUCCACGCCACUCAGCUCAAAGGCCACAAGCAGCACCUGCAGGAGCUCGAAGCGACAUCACACAACGGCAAACUGAUCUGGAAGAUCGAGGACUUCAGGAACAAGAGGGAAGCCGAGAUCAAAGGUCAACCACCGUGCCUGAGCAGCGUGCCGUUCCACACCGGACCGUGCGGCUACAAGAUGGCCUCCAAGGUCUAUCUGAACGGGGACGGUGACGGAAGAGGGACUCACCUGUCCCUUUAUGUGGUCCUGAUGGCGGGAGACUUUGACGCUCUCCUGCCGUGGCCUUUCAGACAAACCGUGACACUGUCGGUUCUGGAUCAAAGCGGAGCCGGAAACCACCAGAGUCUGAGCUUCAAACCCGACCUGACGUCCAAAAGCUUCCAGCGACCCACCGACGAGUCCGCCGGCAACGUCGCUGUUGGAUUCUCGUGCUUCAUGCCCCUCAACAAGCUGGAGAAGCCUCAAAAUGCUGCGUAUGUCAAAGACGACACGCUGUUUGUUAAAGUGAAGGUGGACAUGGGGGGUUUAGAGCAGCUGUAGUAGGUGUGUAGGUUUAGUUUUUAUAAUCCACUGUGGCGCCAUCUGGUGGUCAGUUAACGAAGGCACUGUAGCGCACUGCUAAACAGACUAAUGUAGUUUUCACUGAUUGGUAUAUUUUUAUACAGAAGGAAAUCAACAAAAAGAAGCAACAUAAAUGUACAUGUGUUAUUUAAAGGAUUAGUUUUGACAUUUUGGGAAAUAUUAUCUUUCUUUCUGACACUUAAGAUUGAUACACCUCUUUUUGCCAACAUUGUAAACUUUUCCAUUAAGUUUGAGGACCAUUUCAGGGAUAGUGUAGCGGUCCAGCAUUGACAAAAACUGUGGUAAUUAUUUAAUGUCCGUUAAUUCAAGAUCAUUAAUUUAUUGCCUGUGAAAAACUUUUGCUCAGACAAAGUUUUUUAAGUCCAUCAUCCACAUGAUGGAGGUAUUUGGUAUCGAUCAGGACUUACACGUGUUUUUGUUCGGAGAACCAGGAGAAGAUGUAACACACAGACACCAUUUAUUAUCAAUAUUGUGCGUUAUCUGAAAUUAAUUGUUAAGAAAUUCUCUUUUGGGAAAAGAAAACAUUUGUUAUUUAAAGAAGGUGAGAAGUGAAUGUGGCAGCUGAUGUUUCAUGGACGACUGAUUGAAGUGUUCAUUUAUUGCUAAUAUUUUUAAUGCAACAGAACUGGUUGAUUAAACUGAACAAGGUCAAAGUGCCAACUCACCUUAACUUAUUUGAAUAUUUUUGAGGCAGUGUAUGAAAUGACAAUGUGAGGAUGUGUUGUGUACCUCUGGUAGUGAUGAUAGGCUAGUCUCUGGCCUGUGAUUGAAGAGUUUUGAGCAUUUAUCCCUUGGAUUAAAAUAUAAUACGGUACGAUAAUCCUGUCUUCUUGCAUCACACCAUCAAGAAAAGACACAUUUUUCAGACAAGAUACGAGGAAACUGAAGAGACAUGCCCCGCUAACGUAAAUUUGACUUGGGAUUAAAUUCUGUAUUUAUUUGAGGAGUGACUGUUGAACAAAAGAGUGCUUCAGUCUGACUUUAAUAAAGAACAGGUGAAAGUA